AUGGAGAGUUGUGAUGAUGAUAUAAGAAUAAGAAAUAAAAAAAGAAAAACAAAAAAAUUGAAGAAUGUUAAGGAAUCAUUAAGUUUGUAUGAAUCAAACGAUAAGAAGAAUAUUUUAUCCAUCAAAAAUAAGAAACUGUUGAAAAAUAAAAAGAAUAAAAAAAACAAAAUGGUAAUUAAAAUUAAAAAUAAAAAGGACAAUGAUGAUAGUAGUAUAGUAAAAAGAAUGAUGAAAAAUAUGACUAUCUCAUCUGAUGAUAAAUACCAGGAGGAUAUAACAAAUUUAAAUAUUAAAAAAAAAACCAAAAAAUCAAAAAUAUCAAAAAAAUUAAAAAAUUCUAUGAAAGACAUAAUGGUCAAAAAGAAUAAAAAAAAAAAAAAAAAUAAUAAUAAAAAUGAUAAUAAUUAUGUCAAUGCACUUGUCGAUGAGGAUGAAAUAAUAACAGACAACGAAGAAAGGAUUAUGGAACGCAUUGAGAAUGACCAUGUGUCAUAUAUAAAUGAUAAGAAUGAUGAAGAAUAUUCAUCUGUAAACUUUAUGAAAUUUUUAGAAAAUUCUAAUGAUAAAGAGAAGGAAUUAAAUAAAAAUAAAAAUAAAAAGAAGAAAAAAAAAUUGAGCCAUGAUAAUAAUAAUAAUAAUAAUAAUAAUAUUCAUUAUGGUGACGACGAUGAUGAUCAUCACGUUGAUGAUGAUGAUGACGUUCAUGACUCGUAUCAAUACUACUCAUUAAAAGACGAUAUGUAUAAACUAAACAAAGAAAACAAAGAAAAAAUAGAAUUGACCGACUUAAUUUAUUCAAAUGAUAACUUCUUUGGUCAAGGCCUACAAAAAGAUCUAAAUUUUUUAGAGAACGAACAAAAUAAGAAGAAAGGAAAGAAACACCUAUCCUUUAUAGAAGAACAAAAGUUUAAUACUACACUAGGAUAUGUUCAGAAUGUAAAAUUAUUAAAUAAAAUGAACAAGGCAUAUAAUAUAAUACAAAAUUCUAGCAAGGUCGAAUUUGGAAGACAAAAGGAAAAAAAAGGAAAUCAAGGUGACGAAUUUUUAAACAAGAAAUUAAUUAAGAGGUUUUUAAAAAGAAAAGAAAAGAUACAGAGUGAAAUAUAUGAUGAUGAUAAUAAUAAUAAUAAAAAUAAUGUUGAAAAUAAUAAUAACAAUGAUGAUAAUAUUAUUCAUAAUAAUAAUAAUAAUAUGUUAGAGAUGCACAUGGUUGAUAAGAGCCAUUUAAAUAACUACGAUGAACAAACCAAUGUUUAUAAUCAAAAUAAAGAGAAAAUAAUAAAGAGAGAUCAUAAGAAUGAAGAAGAAUUUAAUAUAUAUAAUUUUGAGGAAGAAAUGAAAAUGAAUUUAAUUAAAUCUAAAAUGUUACACAUAUCAGAAGAUCUAUUAAGAACUGAGAAAGAAAAGAAACGAGAAGAAAUAAAAAAGAUUGCUCAAUUAAAACUUUUAUUAUCAAUAGAAAAUAGAAAGAAUCGUUAUAGAAAAAAAAUAAAAUCUAAAUCUUAUAGAAAAUAUUUAAGAAUUAAAGAAAAAAAAGAAGAAGGAAAAAUUAUGAAGAAAUUAUAUAAUGAACAUCCAGAUAUGAUUAAAGAUAUAAUUAACUAUGAGAAAGAAUAUGCUGAAAAAAGAAAUUUAAUAAAUAAUAUAAAAAAAAAAAAAACUAUAAAAACACUUAAUCGUUAUAAAAAUGAACAACUCAGAAAAGAAAUCUUAAAAAGUAUACAAAAUGAUAAAGAAGAAAAAAAUAUGUUAAAGAAAAUUAUAGAAAAAACAGUUUUGAAUGAACAAACAAAUGAAGAUAAUAAUAUUAUACAUGAUGAUGAUAUUAUGUCAGAAGAUAGUGAUGAAAUAUCUUCAAAUGAUGAUGAUCAAAUAAAUCAUUCUGAUACAUAUUCAAAUGAAAAUAUAAAAAAUCAUGACGAUAUGGAUGAUAAAAAGAGAAAAAAUAAAAUAUAUGAUGAAUUUAAAAAAAGAAAUUUGUUAAGAUUCUCAUUUGUUAGGAAUGCCGAAGAAAAUAAACAAAAUGAGGAAAAGUAUAAUAGGAGAAAAGAUAUAUUAAAAAAAUUCGAAAAUAAAAAUAAAAAUAAAAAUAAUAUGGAUAAUAUAUAUGAUGAUGAUGAUGAAGAAGAAGAUAAUUCUUUGGCUUCCUUUUCUUCAGAUGAAUUAGUGAAGAAUGAUGAGGAGAGCCACAUUUUAUUCUCUAAAAAUAAACUUUCUGAUUUUAGUCAUAAAGAAUUAUUGAAAGCUAAAAAGGAAUUAAAAAAUGACAUUGAUUUUUUAAAUAGUUUGAAGAAGACAAAUAUAUUGCAUAUUGAUGAUGUAAAAGAUGAUGUAAGAGAUGAUGUAAAUGAUGAUGUAAAAGAUGAUGUAAAAGAUGAUGUAAAUGGUGAUGUAAAUGAUGAUGUAAAUGAUGAUGUAAAUGAUGAUGUAAAUGAUGAUAUAAAUGAUGAUGUAAAUGAUGAUAUAAAUGAUGAUAUAAAUGAUCAUAUUAAUAAUCAUAUUAAUAAUCAUAAUAAUAAUCAUAUUAAUGGUGAUGUUAUGAAUGAUUCUAUAAGUGCUGAUAGUCAUUUAAGUCCUAGUGAAUAUAAAAAAAAUGAUGUCAAGGAUAAAGAAGAUAUAAAAGGUUCUAGCAAGACAAAAAAGAAGAAAUCUGAAAAUAAUCGUACUACUACUAUUAAUAAUAAUAAUAAUUUAGAUGGAGAGGGGGGUGGAAAAAAAAAAAAUAAUAAAGUCAUAGAAAAUAGUUUGAAAAAUAUUAAUAAAGUUAAUAAUGAAGAGAUUUUAGAAUCCUAUUGUGAAAAAAUGAAUGUAUAUAACUUUGAAAAUAAUGUAUAUGAAGAUUAUAUAAAUCCUAAGAAUGAUGAUAUAAAAGAAGAUGAAGAACUAUAUGAAUUAAGUGAUGAUGAAAAAAUAAAAGAUAUUGAAGUUAAUAACAAAGAAUGGUGUAAUUAUAAUACAUUAUUAGAAUUAGAAAAAAAUAAAAUAAUGAAAGAAAAAGAAAUUAUUGAAAACAAAAAAAAUAAACCAUUACAUACAAUAACACUUUAUAAUAAAAAAGAUAAAAAAUUUGAUAAGUAUUAUGUAGACAAAAUACCAUAUCCAUAUGAUAAACAUGGAUAUGAAAAAACAUUAAAUAUAAAUAUUAAUAAAGAAAUUAAUGAUUUAUCAGCAUAUAAACAAUUGAUAACACCACAAUAUUCAAACAAAGUAGGAAAUGUAAUUUCGCCAUUAGUUAAAAAUCCAUUUGAAUUGGCCAAUAUAUUUACAUUAAAAAGAAAAAAUCAAAAAUCAAAAUUGUAG
Molecule: messenger RNA, 3300 nt
Organism: Plasmodium gaboni
Lineage: Eukaryota; Apicomplexa; Aconoidasida; Haemosporida; Plasmodiidae
Exons: 1
Coding region: 1-3300 (1099 amino acids)
Biological process (GO): rRNA processing
Cellular component (GO): nucleolus; small-subunit processome
Source: RefSeq, a predicted model, not a curated record